CUUUUCCCAUAAUGCAACAGUCAACAAAGGAAGAGGGAGAGGAACGGGCUGUAGCCAAAGUGGCUAGCUAGCACAAAAAAAGAGGAAGAAAGAAAUGGAGAUGUCAUGAAAAAUUAAAGGAAUGUUUCACUCAUCAAACUGGCAAAUACAGAUGAGGAGAAAACAGCCUCGGCUCUUUACAUGCAUGAGAUGAUGACAGACCAUGAGCAGUGGGUGUUAAUGUAGUAAAGCAGCUCUUGUUCGGGUGAGGGAGCUGUUGCUGGAUUAGCUUAGCAGCUAGCAGUCUAUUAUUAGCACGCUAAUGCUAAAUGCAACCCUCGUCGUCAGAUUUACGGACACGUUCGACCCAGCUCCAUCUUUCUGAAGCGAGAGAGGGGGAUUCAACUCUGUUUAAAGUGAGUCAGACUUGGAGUCUAUGCAGCUGUCACAUGAAGGAACGACUCGGACCAGAAGACUCGAGAGAUGACGAAGACUUUGGCUUUCACAUGAUUGACGUUCCCAAGUCACAUGGCCGGACUCUGCGGUUAGCAUUCAUCGGUCAGCAAAUAGGACCGUCCCAUGCCCUCACCUGGGGUGUACAAGGAUGAAGAAGAUCAGUCUGAAGACGAUCAGAAAGUCACUGAACAUAAAGGGCAAAGAAGAUGGGGAUUUUGUCAUGCUUCAGCAGCCAUCUUUAGCGGCUGAGUUCACCAAGGAUGACUCUCUCUUUGGAGGCUGUUACACCAAAGGGCUGGUAGGUUGCGAUCUUAAUGGGGAGGAUGAGAAGGGUCAUAAGAACCGAUCGAAGAGCGAGAGUCUUAUGGGCACACUAAAGAGGAGACUGUCUACCAAACAGAAAGCGAAAGUCAAAGGAGGGUCCGCCGCAGUAGGCUCUGGAGAUGAUGAUGAUACUUUCUCUUCCUCGUCGGUCCCGAUAAGCUUUAAUGAAGUCAAAGCCCAGCGGCCCUUAAGAUCCUCAUCCCUCCGAAGCCAUCAUUACAGCCCUUCUCCGUGGCCUUUCCGGCCUGUCAGCUCCGAGGAGGCUUGCAUCAAGAUGGAAGUAAAGGUCAAAGCUAUGGUCCACUCCCCCAACCCCAGUCCCUCCCUCAAUGGCAUCAGAAAAGAGUUCCAUGACAUCCAACUAGAAGGUCUGUUCCAGGAUCAGAGCGAGUCUCUGAAGGACAUGGAGACUCAAAGUGGCAACUUGCAUUUGAACAUUGAGGAUCACGUGCCUAUUGGACUUACACCUCAGGACUACAUCCAGUACACAAUGCCUUUAGAUGAGGGAAUGUACCCAGAUUCGUCCCAGUCCUUCUGCUUGGAUGGCCCCUCGCCAAUGGAAGUGGUUGAUCAGGUUGGAUCUGAUUCGCUGCACGUGGACCAGGGCCCGGAUGACCACGAUCUCAUGCCGCCGGACAUUCUCAUGGAGCAGGCAGUGAACGGACACCUUCCCGGUACUCCGGCGAUGGUCCUUUCCAAUUCCAGAGCUGACACACCUUUAUUUUCUCCCUCACUAUCACCUCUUUCCACCAACGAUAUUCCAAGGACCCUCUCCGGGUUCAGUGGUGCAGACUCUCAUGUUGUCGAGAGAGUAAGGCAUCACCUGAACUUUGACCCCAAUUCCGCUCCCGGUGUUAGCAGGGUGUACGAUUCUUUCCAAACCAGCGGACCUAUGGUUGUAACAAGCCUUACGGAGGAACUUAAAAAACUGGCCAAGCAGGGUUGGUACUGGGGACCUAUAACACGAUGGGAGGCAGAGGAGAAGCUCAUCAACCUUCCAGAUGGUUCUUUUUUGGUGAGGGACAGUUCAGACGAUCGCUAUCUCCUCAGCUUGAGCUUUCGGUCACAGGGAAAGACGCUUCACACCAGGAUCGAACACUCAAAUGGCAGAUUUAGCUUUUACGAGCAGCCUGACAUAGAAGGUCACACUUCCAUCGUAGAUCUCAUCGAGCACUCUAUAAAAGACUCAGAAAAUGGCGCGUUCUGUUACUCCAGAUCCCGCCUGCCGGGGUCCGCCACGUACCCAGUUCGGUUGACCAAUCCCGUCUCGCGGUUCAUGCAAGUCCGUUCGCUGCAAUAUCUUUGCCGCUUCGUCAUCCGACAGUACACACGGAUAGAUCUGAUUCAGAAACUGCCUUUACCAAACAAAAUGAAAGAUUAUUUGCAGGAGAAGCACUACUGAGCGGACUGUAGUGGGACAUGGUAGUAAAUUGCACUUUUUGUUGAGUGACGCAUUCUUAAAACAGUUUACAAAUAUGGAGGUCAAGCGAUCAGUUGCGUAAGCUGACUAUCCGAUCUUCCCACAGAAAUGAACAGUAAAUUUGUUGUUGCUCAGAUUCAGUGUUUUACAUUUCGCAAGGCUGUUCAGAGUCACGUGGUAAGUCCAAAAACCAGUCAGGAUUUUUGAUACUUUUGAUCAUAUUCGUAUUGAUUAUAUGAAUAUGUAUUGCAGUAAUAAUGCUAAUACUAUUAUCAAAGCUUGGAUUUGAGGAUUGGAUGUUGCAUUAAUCUGCUUCAUUCAUCGAUGACUUGCUGAAGUGUAAAGGUGCGGUCACAUUGGCUGGUAAAAAAAGGUUCAUUAUCUAUUGUCAGUAGUGUAGCGAUAUAUGAAGCACAGCUUGCGCAGAAGUUACUUUCAAACCAAGAUGGUUUUUUUUUUUUUUUUUUUUAUCGACGCUGUGAAUCCAUUGCGAAAUCAGUCUGGGGAAAGCUCUCGCCUUCUUACGAAAUUCCCAAUCGUGUGGAUUCCUAGUAAAAUGACUGGAUUUCAAUAAUAACAAUAAUAAAUGUGAUCGCACCUUUACAAGGAAUUUGCAUUUUUUCUGGAAACAUGAUGUCAACCACGUUUUUGUCAGGUUUUGAUAUUUUUUUCUUCUAAAAUCGGUACUUUUAAUGAAACUUGCGAAUAUGCUGGACGACAGUUAUCAUGUCAAAUGCGACAAGUAUCAGCAGACAACUUUUGUAAGAGAAUAAGUAUUUAUUUAGCAUUAAUAUUCUACAUUUAUUAGAGGUUAACAGUAAAUCAUUUAUUCGUCCAUUAGACUUCUGCAGAUCUGUGCAACAACAAAUUCAGUCAGUCAGGUAUGAGAAGGCCAUAAAGGAAGGACUGUGAAUCACAUCUAAAUCAAAUGUUAUAAAAGAAUACAUGCAGAAUGCCACGAAUCUGUGAUCCUUUACAAAAAGGGAGCAGGUAAAGAACAAAAGAGGUUUAGUUUUUUUAUUUAUAUUGUAUAGUGUGGUUCACCCAGUAUUCUGUUCUGUCUAAAUCAUUUUUGGCUCAUGUACAUUAAGUAAACAUGUAUUUUGGUUCACAAACCUCUUGCUUUUUUUGUUUAAACAUUUCAAGUAUUUCAUAUUCAAGUGCUGGAAUGAUUGCCAUCAGUUGUCGUUGUUGUUGAAGCUCUGGUUAAGAGAGGAAAAUAAUGCCAGGAAUUGUUCGUGACAACCUACCAAACCUAAAAGCACAGUUUUAUAGAGACAUUUCACCUUAAAUGGCUUGUUUAUACUUGAACCAUAAGCAAACUUUCAAUUAAUCUGCAAAUAUCCCAAAGGAAUUAUGCAUUCAUAAGUUCUUGAUUGAAUAUGGGAGAUUUUUUUUCCCCCUUGCUGAACGACAGCAGGCUUUCCUCACCCUCUGCCCUCCAUAAUAGCAGCAUGUCAGCCUGUCAAUAUUUCAUAAACUCUGCUUCAAGCCAAAAAUGUUGCAUUUAGAGAAUUCAUACACUGUUGUGCAUUGUUUUGCCCACACCACCUAUCUUCUUUCUAGUCACCUGAAAGGGAAUUUUGUGUUGCUUAUCUUUUCUUUAAUGAGGGCUUCAGAUUUUCAGUCAGUGGAAGCUCAUAUUUUGUGAGAGUUAGUGGUUUAUGUGCAUUACUUAAAUGAUGCUGGGAUAAAUUUGACGUGAAAUGGUUUUGCAUGUACGCUGUCCUCAUACAAGUCGGCACCGGUUGGCUUUAGACUACGUUGGGAUAAUCAGCAAAUGGGAGCUUAUAAAUGUCUCUUUAGCUGGCAUAUUGAAUGUGUGUGAAUCAGAGCCAGAACUUUCUAUUUGCGGUUUUCACACCACACAUGGUCUAAGGCUUUUAAGGGCCUUUUUAAAAAAAGUGCCAACUGGCGUUCACAGAAACUGGUGAACAAUGCCGCGCAAAGUAUUCGUGAGACACCUUCGGGAGACUUUGAAGGUUAGCUGUCAAAUAAACACAGUUUGCCAUCUUUAAUGUUCAUUAGUGAAAACAUAACCCGUAGAGUUCAUUCCUUCAGUGAAAAAUGUGUUUUACGUAAUGCGUAUGAGGGAACAGUUUGAGAUGGAAAUUGCUCCUUUACACACAUGGAAGCUAAUUUUAAAUGCUGUAUCUGUGUGUGUUUUGGUAAAGAAUAUGAUCUUUGUUUAUUUGCUGUAUUUGAAUGGGAAAAACUGCCAUUUUCCCGUUAAAUGAAGGGUUUUCUGCAAAUCUGUUGUUGGAUGUAAGAAGAAUCAUCUAAAUUGUGUGUGUUUGAGAGUGAAAGAAUGUGGAUGAGUAAGCAACAAAAAGAGGAAUGUCUUAGGCAAGGCACAAGAUUUUCAAUUCGUUGAAAAUGCAUUUACCAGAAUGUGGAAGUUGAUUAAUGCAAAAAAUAAAUGUGAACUGAAGUGUUUGACCGAAAUGUACUUUGAAUUUUUGUUUUGUUUAUUUUUUUUCCCAGAUGUGUGGCAUAAUUAGAUAAACACUGAAAAUGUUCAGUGUGUGUGAGCAUGUGUUUUGAAAAAGAAAAAAAGUUGCCGGGACUGUAUCAUGUUCAAUAUCAUUUUCAUGACCUUGUUUGUAUGUCGUUAGAUGUCGCUUGUUCGGAUUGCUGAAGUAUUUUGAACCGAUGACAGUUGAGCACUUAACAAGCUUCACUGAAAUAUCUAUUUUUCUGAUCCAUGUUCUGUUGUCCUUGUGCUGCGAAUGAAGGUGAAUGUUUACAUGAUGUUUUUAGUACAAAUUAGUUUCUCUUUGUUUAUAUCUCUUUCUUAAACAUCUUGGUACAGUUUUACAAAUGUAUUUCUUUAAUGUGUCAUACACAUUUGUGCUGCUUUACGAUUAUGAUUGCCUUUUUAAUUACAAAAUGGAGGAGAUAGAAUGUCACCUAGAUAUAGGCCUAUGUAUUCACAAUGACUUUGGUAUAGUCAUGAGAAAGUCAGAUGCAAAAAUUGUAGUCAACGUUUUUAGUUAGUGAUAAUAAUGCUCUGAAUUCAGUCCUUUUUGUUCAAAAGGGUCUGCUCACUCCAGUUUACAUGGUCAGUUUUCCAAAGUCAGUACUUGUAUGUUGUUAAUUUGAAUUAAUGAAAGUACCAAUAGUGUUUUCUUGCACAUUUGGAUACGGUUAAAACAUUUUUGUAUCUGCUGGUAUAAAUUAUGAAUAAAAAAACCUAUUCAAA
Messenger RNA from Megalobrama amblycephala (Wuchang bream), 5381 nucleotides. It is a transcript of the gene socs6a, whose product is annotated as suppressor of cytokine signaling 6. Gene Ontology annotation, biological process: protein ubiquitination; phosphatidylinositol phosphate biosynthetic process; regulation of growth. The record is from RefSeq and is a predicted model, not a curated record. Lineage: Eukaryota; Metazoa; Chordata; Actinopteri; Cypriniformes; Xenocyprididae. Gene Ontology annotation, cellular component: phosphatidylinositol 3-kinase complex. The transcript is spliced from 3 exons. Gene Ontology annotation, molecular function: 1-phosphatidylinositol-3-kinase regulator activity. The coding region runs from base 584 to 2161 and encodes 525 amino acids.